AUGACGACAUUUCAACUGCCAAUCUGCCAUAUCACGAUGAUGUGGUCAUCGUCUAAAGAAGAUUCACUAAACAUUCGCAUAGAAAAAGGAGCUAAACCAAGGCUAAAACUGAGCGAGGACAAACGGAAUGUGCAGGUUGCUGUACCGCUUGACACAUUCGUGAACUAUCCGUUGCAACGUGUCGAACUUCACGGCGGGUACUACCUAGUACUACAACGUCUACAGCAACAAUACAAAAUUAUCGUACAGCAUGGGCAUGAACGAAAACCAGAAUUCGUGGUUUAUGCAUCUGCACUCUCCCAUGAGAAGGACAUCAAAACGCAAGUGAAAGAAAUGAACACAAGGAUUCAUCAGAUUGGAAUCGCUGGUCCAAAUCUGGAUGUUUUUGGAGCGCUCCGAGUAGCUCGACUAACUCUGGAGGCCACAGUCGGAACGAUGCACGUGAAUGCGAAAAUAAUGGCAGAUCGGCUGUCGUUACAUGGUCAAAACAUUGUCGUAGCGCCUGAAGCGCUUAUCAGUACGGAUCGGUUUACGGUUAUUGGCCGUAAACUACAACUGGAUGGAAGAUGUUUCCCGAAUGAGACAUCGGAAAAUCGAAGAAUGACAGUUCGAUUGGAUUGUAGCCUGGUACAUGUUGGCGUGGAUGGCUGUAUUGGAGAAUCCAACGAUAAGGACACAAUCAAGACAUCCAAGCGUGUGCCCCAGGCACAAAUCUCGGCUGAGAGCCUUAAUCUGACCGUGACCGGCUCUCUGGCGAACUAUGGCAAGAUUUUAGCCUUAGACAGAAUUGAACUUAUUGUCGGCGAGCACCUGCUCUCGCUCUCAGACGGCACCUUAGACAGCGCAGGAAGAGGAUAUGAUGCACUAAAACAGAUCCGUGGAGUCCGAAAUCAAGUUGAAUGCUCACCGAGCUCAAAUAGCCUGCACUCCGCGAUCAGCUCACAAAACGCGGACGCCGUCGCCAAUCUGAUAGAAAAAGGCGUCGAUGUAAAUGAUAAGGUCCGCUCAAAUACUCUCACGCUACGACAAGCCGCCAUCAAACAAUACCGUGAAAAACGUGAACAGUCUACCCUGAAUCGUGUUCGUGAAAGGAUCACCCUAAUUAACGCUCUACUCGCUGUCCACGAUUGGCGACGUGGAUCAAUCCAGGCGAAGGCCAUCCGUGCCAUAAUCAACAAGAACUGUGACGACUGCGCUCAAUUCAACGCCAGAGAGUUGCACAUUAAGGUGGGCGGAUCGGCGACGGUGGAAGCAGAUUCGAUCUGGAGUAGCACGUAUGUGGAGCUGGACGCUUUGGCCGCGGUCACGAUCUGCGGUCAGGUGAAGUUCACGUCCUUAGUUCUAACCGCUGGAAUGGCGGUGACUACCACGGCGGAUGCGAUAGUAGCUUUAGAGCUGUUUGGACGACUGAACUGUGGAAGAUAUUCUUGCGAUGGAAUAUGGACAGUUGGAGAGAAUUUUGUGCUGGAUGCACGCGAAGAUGUCCAGUUUGGAUCACAUUCGUACGUUGAGACGGAAAAGAUGGAAAUGGUAUCCGGAUGCGCUUGCGUAGUUGACGGAUCAUGGCAGAUUGGCACUUGUUGGGCGCUGGUCGAAUCCAAAUUGACUAUAGGUGCCACGGCUAAACUUUUCAUUGAAGAAUCGGCUACAAUAGGAGCAUUAGGGCUAAUGUGUCAUGGAUUCUGUAAUAUCACCGAGACCUGUGAUCUUCAACUGAAAGACUCCGCCCAUUUCUUUCAUUGUUCCAAACUUGAAUGCCAUACACUGAAGUUGGCGUGUGAAUUGCAUUGCACCUUAGGUGGAACCUGGAUUGCCGACAGCAUGAAUAUUUACGUACGUCACGACCUCAUCACGACCUCCACCGGAAAGGCGGCCGUAUUCACUAGCGCCAACCUAACGGUGGGCUCCUUCCGAAAUGAUGCCUUGUGGCAGGUUGAAAAGGACUGUCACAUCAUUGUGGGAUGCAUGGAACAGUCUGAAGAUGGUACGUUGUUCGUGAAGCAAACGCUUGAAAUGCAUAUCCAUCGUGAUUCUGUGGGUUGUUUUGCCGGACGAAUCGUUUGCAGUAAGCUGGACAUGAGAUGCCUUCGACGUUGUCAAUACGAUGGUUACCUAAAAGCUAACGAAGUUGAAGUGUAUCUGCCAUACAUGGAUGAAUCACAACUAAUCGUCACUGGUCAGAUGGAUAUCCUAGUAUCACCGUUGACACUUAAAGGAAAUAGCUCUUUCUUUAACACAACACCAACCACACCUCAUUCAUUCCCAGCGUUCAUACUCGACGGGCGCCUAAAUGCGCACGCGAUCAUCGCACCAUUCCUAGCUGUAGAAUUCUCACCGGAUUCCUUGGUGAGACUACGCGGCAUAGUUUCGGCGACACCAGCGGUUGACUUUAAUAUUCUCGUAUCGGCUGGCGCACUGACAACAGGAAAGAACUGCUCGUUGCUAUCGAUGGGCAGCGAUCCGAGAGCGGAAGGAAUCAUCUGUGCGUCCACAUUCUACCAUCAAGGUCAAAUCCGAUUCCAAGCCGAAGACGUGCAUAUUUUAGCCGGAGCACUGGUUCAUAAGGGUAGACUGACAAAUUGCGAGCAUAAACAGAAUCACGUGAAAAAUUGUCACAUUGUCGUCGAGGAAGUGUUCCUGAAUGAGGGUACAUUAGCCUGUAAUGUGCUGAACAUUACUGGAGACGGUGUGCUGGAAAAUAGGAACAGAAUUUUUGCCGUAGACACGAUGGAUAUACGUUUGGAUAACUUCCAUAAUGAUGAUGGACUUAUGGAGUCGAAAAAUUCCAUAAAACUGUUGUCGGCCACGAAGGAAUGGACGAAACUUAGCGGAUCCAUCAAAGCAAAGAAAGGAUUCGAUCUUUAUGCGAAUAAGUUGGACAUGGCUCUGAACGAUGUCCAUAAGCUCAUCAACGAGAAGAAACUCUCAUUUUCGGCAAGAAGCGAUCUCAUCAUAUCCACUAACAUUUGCGACGAAGUCAAAGAGUUUGCCGUCGGUUGUGCUGCUCAGAAUUCUGUCGCAAUCAAUGCGGCAAUGGAAUUAGAUCGUCUCGAGGUUCUACUCGGUGGUGAUCACACCAAUCCUGGCACGGUAGUGUUCAAAGUCACGGAUAAGGCCGAUAUUAACAUAAAUACGCUUGUCGUAAACGGAGCUGCCAAUCAUUUACUGAUCGUUUUGGACGGACUACUGAGAUGUAGUCGGAUAAGGGUCGCCGAAACAUUCAAACGAGUUACUGUAGCAGGACAAGGCAGCUUGGACAGUCGCCUGAUAUCAGCGGACGGCUCAAAUCUUUGCUUCAAUGUCUACCAAAUUUUCCGUACAAAUGAGAUAUUUUGUCGUAACGUGAUUGUGGAGAAAGAUUCUUUGCUGAGACUGAAACCAUGCGAAGAUCAUGACGUCACUGCGGUCUCUUGCGAAAAGAUGCUCAUCGAGGGAACAGUUUUCGUCGAGAACAAGCUUCUAUUGGUUUCUAAAAAAUCUGACACAUGUGAUCUUCAAAUUCGUGGUCCAAUUAUAGGAACGGCUCCUGAGAGUGAAGUAAGCAUUGAGAGUACACGAGUUUCCAUUUCUGGACAAGUGGCAAAUUUGAAACUUUUGGAAAUUUAUGCCCGCGACACUAUGCAUUUCUCUAUGGCAAAGGUGAAGAACAUAAAAACUGUGGCGAUUGAUUGCUCGGAGCUGGUGGUGAACGGUGACCUCGAAUCGUGCGGCGAAUUUUUGGCAAAGGCUGACGCCGCCAAUUUGUCGGGCUCGUGUACAAGUUCGGGUUUGAGUGGAGUGCUCUCGAUUUGCUGCAGUUCCCUGCAGUCAAGCAUGGACGUGAAGAAUAUCAACAAACUCGCUUUCGCCUGCAGACGAGCAGCAGUGCUCAGAGGCACGAUCCAAGGUGUACGAGAUGUUGAGGUGGAUGCGAAGUGGAUAAAUAACCACUCGCACCUCGAGAAUUGUGUUGAUGUGAAGCUCACCGCUUGGUCCGUACACUGUUCUGGAUCUUGCUGUGUAACGCGAAUGCAAAUUACCACACUAGGCGUGACAUUAGUGAAUGGUAAUGUCAGUGCGGAUGUGCUAAGCGUUACUGCACCAUUUGUGAUUGCAGCACAAUCGUCCGCGACACUUUCUUCUAAUAAACUGGAGAUAAAUUCGUUAUUUUUAUGUACAAAUCAGGAUCUACAAUUAACGGGCACUAAUUAUCUCUGGCUGAUCUUCGAAGAAAUGGUCUACAGACCGAAAUUAACGCCUACUCAAUCGAAUAACUGGAAGGACACGGCAGCAAUGAUGAAGGAUCGCUUCAGUAGUCCAACUAUCGAUGUCGAUGAAGUGAUUGUCGGCUUAAAAUAUCUCAGCGAUCUUAACGUAACUAAGGUCGAGUUGGAUACGGAGAAUGUGAUCUACGAGGAGUUGUGCAAAAUGACUCAACGAUUCGAUAGCAGCCCUGUUAGCCUGUUCAACACUGCCGAUUUGGUGGCGCUGAUCUACAGUGGACGAUCCGCCUUCGCCGUAUCGACGACGGAGAAAAGCGAUGAGAAUGGGAAGAAAAGGAAGAAGAGUCACGGCAGUUCUCUGUAUGAGGGUUUAGUCCAAUUCAAGUCGACAAAGUAUGGAAAAGAAUCGAGAGGAUCAUCCGACACCGAUGUCGGAUACGUUAGCAGAUCGUCAAGUGAGGAGCUGGAUCGAUCCAGGUCACCUCGAUCAUCGCCUGAGGUGCACAAUUGUAGUUUGUUUGCGGACAAUCAUUUCGAUAUUAUUGAAGAGAAGCUGGAGAAUCUAGUGGUUAGCGAUGUGACGGUUGAAGAGCUGAACGCAUCAUUGCUGGAGCAAGAAGAACUGGCUGAAUUCGAACUUUUGGAGCAAGAGAUUGAGGAUAGUGAGGACGGUCUCGUAAGGACUGACUACAUUAUCUGCCGUGACGAGAGAAUUCAACUGGCACGGUUACGGCAGCGUGUGUUCACCUCACAGCCACCACGACCGCGACCACAAUUCCCAAUCACAAGAAUCCCGUCCUCAAAUGAUUUGGUUAUGAAGAGAAUGCAGGUAAAAGCUACCCUUUCUAAUCUCGACCUCCGUUCUUUUGGAAGUGAGACGUCACUGGUGUCAUUGGACUUCUCAGCGGCAGGUGAAAUCGGUUCGCCAAUGCAUUUCGCUGCGAGUCCAUUCCAGAGGUCUCGUAUUCCUCGAGGAUCAUUCCGAAGUCCACGAAAAGCAGUGGUAAUCUAA
This is a messenger RNA of Necator americanus (New World hookworm), 5214 nucleotides long. RefSeq lists its product as uncharacterized. The record is from RefSeq and is a predicted model, not a curated record. The transcript is spliced from 22 exons. Lineage: Eukaryota; Metazoa; Nematoda; Chromadorea; Rhabditida; Ancylostomatidae. The coding region runs from base 1 to 5214 and encodes 1737 amino acids.